AUGGGUUCGGUAAGGAAAUCACCAAAGCAUUCAGGAAGCAGCCCUGAGCACGCGAUUCCCAGCGGGAAUGUACCAAUCUUCUUACCCGAGUGUGGCCGUCUGUCCCUUAUCCUCUUAGGUGUGGCCUUCAUCCUUGCCUCACUCAUAUCUAUCGGGGUAUUCACCGAUCUCUAUAAUGUGUUCCGAUGGUGGCCCUACGGUGCUGUCUGUUUGAUAGGUUUCGUCGUCGGAGCGGUCAUUGUCGGUCUCGGCUGCCGAUGUUGGUUGAAGGAACCAAUCAUCACAGCAUCGGUCCAGAUGAAGAUGCUCCAAGAACUCGAUCGCGCCGAGCAGGAGGCUAAACUAAAGAAACGGGAUUCCAUCAGAAGGAUUUACCACAAGAUGUCGCCGCUCAGGGGGAGCGACCGACGCGGACAGACCAGUAGUGUCUCGGCCGAAGCUGAGUUUGAUCCCGAUGAACUCUGUAAGCGCAGUAUUGUCCUCUUCUACUCGCUUCCCCUCGCUACCAUUUGCUUGAUUGUUAUCAUCGUACUCGUGCACCACUAUCGCUGGAAAGUGAAGUAUAAGAUCUUUCUGCUGAAACUUGCGGCUCUUGGGUACAAGGAGUUACGAGACGCCCGAGACCAUGUUGACUUUGAGUUUGACUUGAAUAUCAUCUUCUACGACGAUGACGAAGAAUGGAUUCGGGAGCAUCUUCGACCAGCUCUUAAAGCUCAGCUGCCGCAGUUUCGGAGGAACGUCUUUGGUGACGAAGACCUCGUUGUAGGAAUGCAUUACUUGGACUCCGUUGACUACGUUGUUAGCCAUAGUUACAAGACCAUCAUUCUACUCAGCCGAGCCGCUGUGCAUGAUCGCUGGUUCAUGCUCAAGCUUCGCACCGCGAUGGACCAUGUUAGUGAUACCCAGACCGAAUUUGUAGUCGUGGUCUUUCUCGAAGACAUCCCAGACGAGGAGAUACCAUUCUUAGCCAGGUUGUACCUCAGUGAUGGUAGACCAUAUCUCUACUGGACUGGUGACCUGGAGAUGCAACGGGGACUGCUUCUCGUGUGUGGCACGAUCAGAUAUGCCUCCUUCGAUCGAAAUCAAAUAGAAGACCUCACUGUAGAAAGUUUUAACUUUGUGUGCCACGCUACGGCCCUGUUUCUAGCAGGAAACCCCAUCAAAUCGGUCGAUCCUAAAGUGAUUGCAUCACUGCAUGUGCGACGAUUGCAUCUGGGAGACUACCCCUUGAACUCAGAGGUGAUGAGAAACGUAUUCAUCGGCGUUGCCCAUUCUGAAAUAGAAUAUCUUUCAGUUGAGAAUGCUUCUUUGAAUGCAUUGCCAAAAGAUUUCUUUGACCCGCUGCUGGAUAAAUAUUUGUCUGUGCUCGACCUGACCGACAACUACGUCUAUCCCAUCGUCUUUUCGAAUCUGACCAAAAUAGAUGAACUUAUCUUGUACGGUAAUCGUAUAGAUAUAAUCGAACCAAACUUAUUUGACGGCAUGGAGAAGAUUAAAGUACUGUAUUUCAACAACAACCGCAUACGUCAUAUCAACCCCCGGAAUCACACAUGGAACAUAGGUGUUCUGGAAUUACACUUGCAAAUUAAUCUUUUGACAGUGAUUUCUCAAUCUGCGUUUCUCGGUUUAGAAAAUCUAACCUUCAUAGAUUUAAGUUAUAACAAGCUCCUUGUGUUUGAACAAACGGCCUUUACAGACCUUCGUAGAAUUCAAACCAUCCAUGUACGGUAUUGUAGUAUUUUCCGUUGGCAAUUGGAAUCAUCAACACUAAGGUCACUGACCUUGAAAAACACCAGGAUCCAUUUAAAACCAAGCGAAUCUUUUAAACAGUCACUAUUCCUGGAGCAUCUUGAUUUGAGCAGCACGGAUCUUGGGACGUUGAAUGUAUGGGAUGCGACUAUGAAUAUCUCUCUUUUUGACGGACUCUUCAACCUAACGACUUUGGACCUGAGUAGAAACCAUCUUCUUGGCCGUGAAGGUGCCUUGACAACUGGGGUUUUCCGGCAACUCUCUGCUUUACAACAGCUCUAUUUACACGAUUGCGAUGUGACAACCUUGAAUCCAAAUGUCUUUAAAGGACUGGGGCAAGUAACAAUCAUCAAUCUUGACGAUAACAAUUUAGCAUACCUCGAAGACAGCAUAUUUUUGAACAAUCCUAAGUUGACAAGUAUUGCGUUAUCAUGCAAUAACUUGACUCAUCUCAAACUAAGCACUUUUCAACCGAUCAUCUCAUCCCUCUCAUCUCUCGAUCUUUCAAUGAACCCAAUUGUCUGUAACUGUGAUCUUAAGUGGCUCCCCAGUUUGCUCAAUGGACAAUUUAUGCUCAUCAAUGCAGAUUACACCAUCUGUUCCGAAGGAUCUUUAGAUCCGGCUCGCGCGAGACCUCUUCUUCAGUUUGAUCCCGAUGAACUCUGUGAGCGCAGUAUUGUCCUCUUCUACUCGCUUCCACUCGCUUCCAUGUUUAUCGUACUCGUACACCACUAUCGCUGGAAGGUGAAGAAUAAGAUCUUUCUGCUGAAACUUGCGGCUCUCGGGUACAGGGAGGUGCGAGACGCCCGAGAUCACAUUGACUUUGAGUUCGACUUGAAUUUCAUCUUCUACGACGAUGACGAAGAAUGGAUUCGGGAGCAUCUUCGAGCAGCUCUUGCAGAUCAGCUGCCGCAGUUUCACAGGAACGUCUUUGGCGAUGGAGACCUCGUUGUAGGAAUGCAUUACUUGGACUCCGUUGACUACGUUGUGAGCCACAGUUACAAGACCAUCAUUCUGCUCAGCAGAGCCGCUGUGCAUGAUCGCUGGUUCAUGCUCAAGCUCCGCACCGCGCCAUGUAAGUGA
Strongylocentrotus purpuratus (purple sea urchin) is the source of this 2832-nucleotide messenger RNA. RefSeq names its product toll-like receptor 3. The transcript has 5 exons. NCBI's taxonomy places the organism in Eukaryota, Metazoa, Echinodermata, Echinoidea, Camarodonta, Strongylocentrotidae. Gene Ontology annotation, biological process: signal transduction. Bases 1 to 2832 code for a protein of 943 amino acids. Gene Ontology annotation, molecular function: protein binding. The record is from RefSeq and is a predicted model, not a curated record.